GAGUGUGAACCAACUGUAGCGCAAACUCGUACAAUGUCUCCAAAGAUAUUUUUUUCCUAUAAAUUUAGGCUCUUCCUUUCGUAUCUGUUGUCGUCUUCUUGCAGAGAUAAAAAAAAAAUUAAAAGAGCCUCGAAAAAAUUCACAGACUUGUCUCCCCCUCUCUCUUUCAGAUUUUAGUAGCUUCUGAAAAAUUUCACUAAGAAAAAAAAAUGAGCAAGUUCUGGACUUUCCUCACUGCUCUCCACUCAGGCGCUGGUCCACUGGUGAUGUUGGUGUAUCCAUUGUACGCAUCGGUGGUGGCAAUGGAGAGCACAACGAAAGUAGACGACGAGCAGUGGCUUGCGUACUGGAUCAUUUACUCCUUCCUCACCCUCACGGAGCUGAUUCUGCAAUCGCUUCUCGAGUGGAUCCCGAUUUGGUAUUCUGUGAAACUGGUGUUCGUAGCUUGGUUGGUCCUGCCUCAGUUCCAUGGCGCAGCCUUCAUUUACAACCGUGUGGUGAGAGAACAGUUCAAGAAACACGGCGUCUUCGGCUCCUCCUCCUCCUCGUCUCACACCAAGCACUCCUCCAAACCCAACAUCAUACACUCCAUUUUCCACCGGGAGGGACACGAGGCUCACUCUCACUGACUCCAAGGCUGAGGAGAAGCUCGAAUAGCAUUGUAAUGGGAGUUGGUGGUGGCCCUUCUUGUCUUCAAGUCUAAUCUUACUUUUGCUUUAGUCUUUAAUUUAAGUCUUUAAUUUAAUAAUUUGAGAAAUGUGAUAAUGACUGAGGAGGUGUGUGAUCGUCUUAAAUUAGAAAUGGCUUCUUGUUAUUGUUGUAUUGCUUAGCUUCCACGACGCGUAUUUUCCAUUUGGAAACACAAGUGCUAACGCUAUUGUCUCAA
Raphanus sativus (radish) is the source of this 886-nucleotide messenger RNA. Its product is annotated as HVA22-like protein d. The coding region runs from base 210 to 629 and encodes 139 amino acids. The transcript is spliced from 4 exons. The record is from RefSeq and is a predicted model, not a curated record. NCBI's taxonomy places the organism in Eukaryota, Viridiplantae, Streptophyta, Magnoliopsida, Brassicales, Brassicaceae.